Aspergillus novofumigatus IBT 16806 is the source of this 818-nucleotide messenger RNA. RefSeq names its product mitochondrial 54S ribosomal protein bL12m. The record is from RefSeq and is a predicted model, not a curated record. Bases 49 to 606 code for a protein of 185 amino acids. The transcript has 2 exons. Gene Ontology annotation, biological process: translation. Lineage: Eukaryota; Fungi; Ascomycota; Eurotiomycetes; Eurotiales; Aspergillaceae. Gene Ontology annotation, molecular function: structural constituent of ribosome. Gene Ontology annotation, cellular component: ribosome.
CCCUCCCUUUCGUCUUUCCAGUUACGACCGUCAAUUCCACCGUUCAACAUGUCGCUCACUUCGCAGGCCGCAGCUCGCUGCUGCAGACAGCUCGUCCGUCCCUCCGUUCGCAUCUCUUCCACCACAUAUCUGAGCCAGCGGACACCCAGCCGGAGGUGGAACUCGACAGAGGCGCAGGCUGCUGCUCCUGCCAAUCCUAAGAUCACCCAGAUUGUUGAUCAGAUUAGCCAAUUGACGCUUCUGGAGACGGCGGAUCUCGUUGCCAGCUUGAAGUCCCGCCUCAAUAUCCCUGACCUCCCCGUUGGUGGCUUCGCCGUUGCUGCCGCUCCUGGUGGUGGUGCUGCUCCCGCCGCUGCUGAGGAAGAGGAGGCUGCUCCCGCCGCGCAGGAGAAGACUCUUUUCAACCUGAAGCUUGAGACAGUGGAUGCUGCCUCCAAGGCUAAGGUCAUCAAGGAGAUCAAGGGUCUGCUCGGCCUUUCCCUCGUCGACAGCAAGAAGUUUGUUGAGUCGGUACCCAAGAUGAUGAAGGAGUCUGUGCCCAAGGAGGAGGCGGAGAAGAUCAUUGAGACCCUGAAGGCCGUGGGUGCCAAGGUUGUCAUGGAGUAAAAAGAGGGCGCGAUGAUUUUCAUCAAUUGGUCAUCCUCUUUUUCUGUCUGCUGAAUGAGCGAUGGGGGCUUGUAUGGAUCUGUACGCUGUGGGUUGGACUGCAUCAUCCUGCCGGAGUUUUAUGUCUUGCACCGCCUCUUCUUUAUGUGUUUUACUUCUCCGUCAUAUAUCUCUACACGGUUCCUGAUAUAACUGGAAAGCGGGAAACAGGC